Molecule: messenger RNA, 1112 nt
Organism: Rotaria sordida
Lineage: Eukaryota; Metazoa; Rotifera; Eurotatoria; Philodinida; Philodinidae
Source: the annotation of a GenBank genome assembly
AUGCACACCGUCUUUCGAAUCGGUGAAAUUCGAAAAAUUGAUAAGAAAAGUCCACUUUAUGAAGUGGAACUCAAACUUACGCCGGAUGAUGACCAACAACUUCGUCAAUUAACCGACCGCGUACGAGAAGAAUCUUCGGGUAGCACUGGAUGGUAUCGAAUGGGUAAAUUGCUACUCAAAAUUGGUCAAUUCAACAAGGCCGAAGAAUUGUACAUGGCACUACUAGAACAGGCUUCUAACGACAGUGAUAAAGCACAUAUCUAUCACCAGCUUGGAUGGUUGAAAGACGACCAAGGACAAUACCAAGAAGCAGCUUCAUUUUAUGAAAUGUCUCUCAAAAUUGAACGAAAAACUCUUCCAGAAGAUCAUCCUUCAUUGGCUAAUACCUACAACAACAUCGCUAUAGUGUACAACGACAUGGGUGACUACUCGAAAGCACUUGAAUUUUACGGAAAAGCACAUAAAAUAAAAGAAAAAGCUCUGCCUCCGAAUCAUCCCGAAUUGGCUAUUUCCUACGGCAACAUCGGUCAAGUGUAUAAGAACAUGGGUGACUAUUCGAAAGCACUUGAAUUUUACGAAAAAGAUCUCGAAAUCACGAAAAAAGCUCUGCCUCCGAAUCAUCCCGAUUUGGCUAGCUCAUACAACAGCAUCGGUCAAGUGUAUAACACCAUGGGUGACUACUCGAAAGCACUUGAAUUUUACGAAAAAUCACAUCAAAUCCUCGAAAAAGCUCUACCUUCGAAUCAUCCCAAUUUGGCUAUUUCCUACAACAAUAUCGGUCAAGUGUAUAACAACAUGGGUGACUACUCGAAAGCACUUGACUUUUUCAAAAAGUCACAAAAAAUCUUUGUGGAAACUCUGCCUGAGAAUCAUCCUGAUUUGGCUUUUCCAUACAACUGGUUCGGAAAAAUUUAUCGCAGUAUGAAAGAUUAUUCAAAAGCACUUGAGAAUUUCGCAAAAUGUCUCGCAAUAUUUCAAAAAACGUUACCUGAAAGACAUCCCAAUCGAGCUAUUACAUAUAGUAAUAUAGGUGAUGUUCAUCGAUUAAUGGGUAAUUAUGAAAAAGCACUUGCAUUCCAUCAAAAAGCAUUAAAUAUUCAAGAAAAUGUUCA